Scatophagus argus is the source of this 1437-nucleotide messenger RNA. Its product is annotated as Ig-like V-type domain-containing protein FAM187A. Bases 120 to 1436 code for a protein of 438 amino acids. The transcript is spliced from 5 exons. Lineage: Eukaryota; Metazoa; Chordata; Actinopteri; Scatophagidae. The record is from RefSeq and is a predicted model, not a curated record.
UGUUGUGUUUUGAAAUUUUCUUCAUUCUUCAGGUGUGCCAUAAGACUUGCUCUGACGUGACAAACAGUUUACUGAAGUUGUAACUUUAGCAGGACCUUCGUUAUCCUCAGAGAAGCUCGAUGCCUCCUCCAUCCUCUUCUCCCCUCCUCCUCCUCCUCCUCUUUAUCCUCUUCAUCGUCCUGUGCCCUGAGGUGUGGAGCUAUGAGGCUCCUGAGGACAAGCAGGAUGUGUUUGCUAGAAGAGCCUGUCCUGCCUUCCUGACCUUCACCAAUGCUGCCUACCUGUCUGGAGUCACUGUGGAGCUGCCUUGCCACUGCAAACCACAACAGGUCCACUCAGUCGUGUGGUUCUUCAGGAAACAUCUGGACGGCUCCAAGGAGACCAGAGCCCUGACUGAUCACCAUGGCAACAAGCUGGUGGACCCCAGGCAUGUUCCUCACAGCGGGACCCUACAGAGCCGAUUCUCCAUCCGUCUCUUCAGCCUGCUGAUCUUCAGGGCUGGUCCUGACGACUCAGGCAUCUAUAUCUGUGGCUCCGCUGACAAAGACUUCUUCUAUGGUUACGACCUGGAUAUCCAGGAGGCACGCACAGUCAGCUUCGUUCAGAGGCUCAAUCCAGAAACUACAGGAAAGAAAAUGAAAGAAAGGAAAGGACUCGGCUCUGUUCAGCCGUUGUAUCAGGUGUUCAUCGGUUUCCGACCCUGGUCAGUCUGUGAUCGCUGUGGAGUAGCGGGAGAGCAGGUUCGUGUCGGGCUCUGCUACAUGCACUCCCACCUCCUUCAUGUACGCUACAGACGGGCCAAUCAGACAGUCACGUCAUGCGGCUCAGGUGCGGUGCCCAGGACUUUCACACAGCGGAAGCAAGACAGACUUGGAGCCAAGCUCGAAGUCACGAGCUGUCAAGUGCCCUGUCCAACUCAAGCUCCUCGAUCCUCCAAAAUCCUUGCUCUGAUGACAUUUCUUGGUUACAAUUCUGCCUCCCUGCCAGCAGAGGUACCAGUGUUUUACCUAAACCACCCCACAGACCAUGUCCUGACCCUGGGCUGUCCCGAAGCCCGACCCAACAUGGCUGUGGCCUGGGACAGAGGAUCUGAACCCAUAUACCGAUGGGAACACUCGGCAGGUCGUAGCCUCAGCACCACGGCACCCAGGCUGCUGAUUGACGCCGGACACCACCUGGUGUUUAACCCUGCGAAAACCCAGGACUCAGGUGUCUACUACUGCUGGCUGCAGGGUCACCAGGCCGCCGAGAUACGUCUGCUGGUCUACGCCCAUCUUGGGCGGGGGCAGUCAGUGACAUCACAUCCUGAUUUCCCAAAGGCUGUUAAAACCAUGCUGACAUCUUAUGCUGUCAUGACAGCUGUGUUUUGCCUUCUGAUGUUCGGCAGAGCUGGAGUCAGACACCUCAGAGACACCAGAGAAACACACGUGGAUUAAA